Boeremia exigua is the source of this 1770-nucleotide messenger RNA. Its product is annotated as Endonuclease/exonuclease/phosphatase. The record is from RefSeq and is a predicted model, not a curated record. Gene Ontology annotation, molecular function: sphingomyelin phosphodiesterase activity. The transcript is spliced from 3 exons. Gene Ontology annotation, cellular component: cytoplasm. Lineage: Eukaryota; Fungi; Ascomycota; Dothideomycetes; Pleosporales; Didymellaceae. The coding region runs from base 321 to 1643 and encodes 440 amino acids.
UGCCAAUUGGUCCACUACUGCGGAGACGCUAGCUCACAACGACUAUCUCGGUGUCUUGGCUCUUCAUUCAAGGCAUUGCGCCGUACGGGAUCCUGCAGCAAUCAAUGCUGUUGCUGUAUUCCACCGAGCGUGCGUCGACCUGCCUCUACAAUUCGCCGAUCUCAGUAUGGCCCGCAAAACACCUCGGCUUCAGUACUCAAGGGUCCCGUAGUAUGUGCUCCUGACGCGUUAACGAUGCUUGAAAGCACAUACAUUGCGGGUGGUAUAUAGUCGAGUGUAGCGCUGCUCGUGAGAAAGUACAGACACAGUCUGCCGCCAACAUGCCGUCCGCAUUGUCCACACUCGUUUCGCUGCUGUUGGUCCUCCAGCCUGCUGUUGCCCAAACAGGGACCUUCAACACCAUUACGUUCAAUGUCGCCGGUCUGCCUGAUCUUCUGAAUGGCAACGAUGUGCCCGGCGACAAGACGGUCAACACAGCGCGCAUUGGCCAGCUCCUCACCGAGCAUGAUAUCGACCUCAUUCAUGUCCAGGAAGACUUCAACUACCACGCUACGCUGUAUGCGAACGACAAGCACCCGUACAGGACUGCGACUAGUGGAGGAGUUCCCUUUGGCAGUGGAUUGAACUCGCUGAGCAACUUCCCUUUCACAGACUUUGAAAGAGUCAAGUGGAACACAUGCAGCACCUUUGAUAGCGCGGACUGCCUGACGCCGAAGGGCUUUACCUUCAUGAGAGUGAAGUUUGCAGAGGGUGUCUGGGUGGACGCAUACAAUCUGCAUGCUGACGCUGGUACCACAGCCGCAGACCUGGCAGCCAGAGCGUCCAACCUCCGCCAGGUCUCAGACCACAUCAAGACUAACUCCAUCGGCAACCCCGUCGUCGUCUUCGGCGACUCCAACACCCGCUACACCCGCAAGGACGACAUCCCCGCCAUCUUCGCCACCGAGAAUGGCAUGAAAGACGUCUGGCUCGAACUGGUCAAGAACGGUGUCGCCCCCGUCGGCGGCAGCGAGGCCCUGCUCUGCACCAACCCCUCGCCAACCACCGCCUGCGAAACCGUCGACAAGGUGUGGUACCGCGGCUCCGCUGCGCUCUCGCUCCAGGCCACCACCUUCGACUACGCAGGCGACAUGUUCCUGCAGGCCAACGGCAGCAUCCUGAGCGACCACAACCCGGUGCUCGUCGACUUCGCGUGGACACUGCAGGGCGCGCUGCGCAUCGGCGACGCGUACGGCGGCGAGUUCGGCACGUGGUUCAACGAUCUGGACACGCUGAAGGCCGCGGGCUCGCCCAAGGUCGCGAGCGUCUCGCUGCGCGGGCAGAACCGCCUCGACGGCGUGUCGAUCGGGCUAGCGUCCGGACAGACGCUGACGCACGGCGGUACGGGCGGCGCCGCGUCGUCGCUCACGCUGAAUGCUGGCGAGACAUUGACUGCGGCGACGUUGUGCCAGGGCGAGCGCGACGGCAAGACAAGGAUCUUCUAUGCGCAGCUGCGGACGAGCGCGGGCAGGAGUGUGGCCGCGGGAACGAAGACGAGCACGUGCGUUGAGCGGACUGCGGCGAGCGGGUACGCGUUUGUUGGGUUUGUCGGGCGGGCGGGCGACGAGGUUGAUAAGCUGGGGUUUGUGAGCGUGAAGGUAUGAGCGGGAGGUGUGAGCGUGAAGGCGUGAGCGGGGGAGUGUGAAGCUCCGGCCGUGGGUGACUGUCGACACCAUCACUUUGUUAAUAAUUAAUCAAUGCUUCAAAAUCGAACACACCUGGUGCACACUG